AUUUUAAACACAUUUUUACAGAUGGAUCAAAAGAUCCAAUUACAGGAAAUACAGGCUCUGAGGUAGUAGUUCCCAGUCAUAUAGAAGCAAGAUAAGGAGGUUAUAUUCAUGUGGAUCCCAGCGCAUAUUGGCAUUAUGGGAAAUGAAAGGGUAGACAAUAUAGCCAAGCAAUCAUUGAAAAAAGAAAUUAUAGAUACAGACAUCAAUCUUUCAAGAUCAGAAGGGACAAGCAUUGUAUGAGAAAUAAUUAAUAAAGAAUGGCAACAAUAGUGGGAUCAAGAAUUAAAAGGUAGACAUCUAUACUAAUAAAAAAGCAGAGUUCACACUGGAAAGAAGGGGAAAAAACAGGAGAGAGGAGACAAUUAUGACCCGACUAAGAAUAGUAAAUUCUACAAUAAAUGAAAUAGUACGCUCCAUCUUAUAGGGAAACAUCCAACUGGAUUUUGUGAGCGUUGUCAAAUACCAGAGACUGUAGAACCUGUGCUUGUUAUUUGUAAGAAAUAUGAAACACAGAGGAUGGACAUGAUAACAGACAGGGAAAGAAUAGGAUUAACAGGACAUGGAAUAAAGAAUAGAACCAAGAGUGAACAAGGAAGGAAAUACUCGAUCUGAUUUCUAAUAAAAACUGGACUAAUGACGAGAAUAUGACGUGGUGCUCUUUGUAGGAGUUCAGUAAGUCCAGAAGAUGGCAGUAGUGCAAUAUCAAGGAUGCAAGCUGAUGUUAAAAGCCAAAGAAGAAGAAGACGAGCCGAUUCUCUCUACAUGAAAAUAUUUUUGCAUUUCUAUGUUCUGCACAAGAUUUUCUUCCAUGAGGUUUACAGCAACAGUUAAAUCUGAAGGUGUUUAAAAAAAAACCUCGUUACUGUGGCUGUACUUGGAGAGGGUAACUAUGUUCUAACUAGAUGCACCAAGAGAGACAGAAGAACAUGAUGCCCACAAGAGCCUCCAGUAGUCAUCAAACGACUGCUACUAUUCUUUGUAUUAUGACCAGUCAAGAACAAAUACACACAGAACUUCACCACUGCUCAUACUGUGGGAAGAGUUUUACUCACCAGAGUAAUUUACAAACACACCAGCGCAUUCACACAGGAGAAAAACCUCAUCAGUGUUCACAGUGUGGAAAGAGUUUCAGUAAGAGAAGGUAUCUCCAACAACACCAACAAACUCAUACAGGAGAGAAACCAUUUAUCUGUGUACAGUGUGGGGCAAAAUUUACUCUCAGUUGUAAUCUCAAAAGACACGAACGCAUCCAUAAAGGAGAGAAACCAUUUAUCUGUGUACAGUGUGGGGCAAAAUUUAAUCUCAAGUGUAAUCUCAAAAGACACGAACGGAUCCAUACAGGAGAGAAACCAUUUAUCUGUGUACAGUGUGGGGCAAAAUUUACUCUCAAGUGUAAUCUCAAAACACACCAGCGCAUCCAUACAGGAGAGAAGCCGUACCACUGCUUACAAUGUGGAAAGAGUUUUGCUGACUUGAGUAAUUUCCAACAACACCAACGAACCCAUGCAGGAGAGAAGUCGUAUCACUGCUCACAGUGUGGAAAGAGUUUUUAUCUAGAGCGUGCCCUCCAACAACACCAGCGCAUUCACACUGGAGAAAAACCAUAUCAGUGUUCACAGUGUGGAAAGAGUUUUAAUCACAAGAGGACUCUCCAGAGUCACCAGAGUAUUCACAGAGGAGAGAAGCCGUAUCACUGCUCACAGUGUGGGAAGAGUUUUAAUCGAGAGUGUAAUUUCCAAACACAUCAGCGCAUUCACACUGGAGAGAAACCUUAUCAGUGCUCACAGUGUGGAAAGAGUUUCACCCAACGAAGUGGUCUGAAAACACACCAGCACAUUCACACGGGAGAAAAGCCGUAUCACUGCUCACAGUGUGGGAAGAGUUUUAAUCAAAAGGAUACUCUAAGACAUCACCAGCGCAUUCACACGGGAGAGAAACUUUACAGCUGCUCACAGUGUGGGAAGAGUUUCACCCACCGAAGUGGUCUCAAAACACACCAGCGCAUUCACACGGGAGAAAAGCCGUAUCACUGCUCACAGUGUGGAAAGAGUUUCACCCAACAAAGUGGUCUCCAAAAACACCAGCGCACUCACACAGGAGAAAAACCUCAUCAGUGCUCACAGUGUGGAAAGAGUUUCAAUCAGAGAAGGUAUCUAAAGCUACACCAGCACAUUCACACUGGAGAAAAGCCAUAUCAGUGCUCGCAGUGUAGAAAGAGUUUUGCCCGACUUAGUAAUUUCCAACACCACCAACGAAUUCAUACAGGAGAGAAACCAUUUAUCUGCGUACAGUGUGGGAGAAGAUUUGCUCACCAGUGUACUCUCAAAACACACCAACGCAUCCAUACAGGAGAGAAACCGUAUCACUGCUCACAAUGUGGGAGGAGUUUUGCUGUGUUGAGUAAUUUCCUACAACACCAACGGAUUCACGCAGGAGAGAAGUCGUAUCCCUGCUCACAGUGUGGAAAGAGUUUUAAUCUAGAGAGUAAUCUCCAACAACACCAGCGCAUUCACACUGGAGAUAAACCGUAUCAGUGCUCACAGUGUGGGAAGAGUUUUAAUCACAACAGGUCUCUCCAGCGUCACCAGAGUAUUCACAGAGGAGAGAAGCCGUAUCACUGCUCACAGUGUGGGAAGAGUUUUAACCGAGAGUGUAAUUUCCAAACACAUCAGCGCAUUCACACCGGAGAGAAACCUUAUAGCUGCUCACAGUGUGGAAAGAGUUUUAAUCACCUAAGUGUUCUCAAAACACACCAGCGAAUUCACAUGGGAGAAAAGCCGUAUCAGUGUUCACAGUGUGGGAAGAGUUUUAAUCGACAGGAUUACCUCCAGUAUCACCAGCGAAUUCAUACUGGAGAGAAGCCAUAUCACUGCUCAAAAAAAGUGGAAAAGGUUUUACUCACCCAAGAAAUCUCCAAAAACACCAGGCCAAACUGGACCAAACCGUCUGCCUUGGGAACCGAGACCAACAGACUGGACCAGGCACUGUGGGACUCCUUGAUUACCCCCAUAUUGAGCAUGGCUUGGUUCCCCCUGGCAGUACCAGCGUCCUUUGAUGGCUUUGAGAGACCCCAAUCAGAGGUCAACAAGGUGACCUCACCGCCAGGGCUCCAACCUGAGACCCACGAGGUGGACUCACCCGCAGAGUUCCUGCCAGAGGUCAACGUGGUGACCUAUGCUCCAGAACUCCAGCCAGAGGUAAAUGUGGUGACCUCAUCUCCAGAGCUCGAACCUGAGACCCAUGAAGGGGUCCUACCUCCAAGCUCCAGCCAGACGUCAAUAGGCGACCUUUCAAGCCCAGUUCCUGUCCCAGGUCGAAGAGAUGGCCAGGCCAAGCCAAGCUCUGCUCAUGACAAGUUCCUUUCCGACGUCGAUGAGGCGACCUCCCAUUCCAAGUUUCUGUCCGAUGUCGAUGAGGCGACCUCCCACGCCAAGUUCCUGUCCAAUUUCAACGAGGCGACCUCCAACGCCAAGUUCCUGUCCGAUGUCGACGAGUCGACCUCCCACGCUAAUUUCCAGUCUGAGCUCAACCAUUCUGCUGCCACGGACGACCAAGUUAUUAUCACGCCCGAAUCUGCUGACGCAGACAGCCAAGUUCUGUUCAUGCCCGAGGCUGCCGACACGGACAACCAACUUCUGCUCACGCCCGAGUCUGCUGACAUGGACAACCAAGUUAUUAUCACUCCUGAAUCUACUGACACGGACAGCCAAGUUCUGCUCACGCUCGAGUCUGCCUACAAGGACAACCAAAUGGAGUUGGACUCUGAUGCUGUAUGUUUCCCUCAGAUAGAAUUGGAGUCUGACCCUUUAUGGUCCUCCCAGAGGCAUUUGGAGUCUGACUCUUUACGGUUCCCCAAGAAGCAGUUGGAGUCGGACUUUUUACGGUGCCCCAAGAGGCAGUUGGAAUCGGACUAUUUACGGUCCUCCCAGAGGCAGUUGGAGUCGGACUCUUUACAGUUCCCCAAGAGGCAGUUGGAGUCGGACCCUUUACGGUCCUCCCAUAGGCAGUUGGAGUCAGUCUCUUUACGGUUCCGCAAGAGGCAGUUGGAGUCAAACUCUUUACGGUCCUCCCAGAGGCAGUUGGAGUCUGACUCUUUACGGUUCCCCAAGAGGCAGUUGGAGUCUGACUCUUUACGGUUCCCCAAGAGGCAGUUGGAGUCGGACUCUUUACGGUUCCCCAAGAGGCAGUUGGAGUCGGACUCUUUAUGGUUCCCCAAGAGGCAGUUGGAGUCGGACUCUUUAUGGUUCCCCAAGAGGCAGUUGGAGUCGGACUCUUUAUGGUUCCACCAGAGACAGUUGGAGUCGGACUCUUUAUGGUUCCCCCAGAGAAUUAUCUUGUUCCUUUCCACCAUCAUUGAAGUGAUCCUCGAUGAGUUUUGUAAAUUUGUACCAGGGAGGUUUGAGGUCGGCUUCACACUGACCUGCUUCCUUUCUGCACUUUUCUCAUUGCAGCUAGUGAUUACGCUUUCAUUAUGUCUUGACAUUUCUCAUUGGGUUUCUGUUCUUUAUGUUUUUUCAUUCCAAUUGCCGCCCCCCCGAAAUUAUCAAGAAGGUGAUGCCCCCAAAAAGCUUCGGCAGCCUGACCUUCACCGCUGUUCAGAUUGUGGAAAGAGUUUUACUCAAAAAGGUCAUCUCAAAACACACCAACGAAUUCAUACAGGAGAGAAGCCGUAUGUCUGCUCGCAGUGUGGGAAGCGUUUUAGUCGACUGAGUACUUUAGAGCAACACGCAAGAAUUCACACGGGAGAGAGACCAUUUAUCUGUUUACAGUGUGGAAAAGGUUUUACUCGACAGCUUUAUCUCCAGCAUCACCAGAAUAUUCACACAGGAGAAAAACCUUAUCACUGUUCACAGUGCGGGAAGAGUUUUAAUCAAGAUAGUAAUUUCCGACGGCACCGGCGCGUUCACACUGGAGAGAAACCAUAUCAGUGCUCACAGUGCGGAAACAGUUUUGCUCAGAAACGUACUUUCGAAGCACAUGAGCGUACUCACACAGGAGAGAAGCCAUAUUAUUGCUCAUGGUGUGGGAAGAGUUUUAAUCAGGAGGGUACAUUUCAAAAACAUCGGCGCAUUCACACCGGAGAGAAGCCGUAUCACUGCUCACAGUGUGGCAAGAGUUUUGCUGAGAGAGGCACGCUUACAGCACACCAGCGAGUUCACACAGGAGAGAAGCCGCAUCACUGCUUAAAAUGCGGAAAGAGUUUUAAUCACCGCAGUGCUCUCCAACAACAUCAGCGCGUUCACACCGGACAGAAGCCGUAUCAGUGCUCGCAGUGUGGGAAGAGUUUUACUCAGUCGGGUACUCUUCACACACACGAGCGCAUUCACACAGGAGAGAAGCCACAUCGCUGUUCACAGUGUGGAAAGAGUUUCGCUUACCUGAGUGCUCUCCAAACACACCAGUGCAUUCACACAGGAGAGAAGCCAUAUCACUGCUUAUGUUGUGAAAAGAGUUUUGCACAGCUCUGUCAUCUCCAACAACACCAACGCAAAUACUCAGGAGAGGAGCCGAUCACUGACCGCUGUGUGGGCAGAGAUUUAGCUUUUUACGUAAAUAAGUGUGCCAACACAGAGCCAUAAGUUUGUGACCUGCACUGUAAAUGUGAAACUUUUAAACAUGUUUCGUGAUGCAAUAUCCUACAUUAAUGCCUCAUUUAUUUUCCUUAGCAUAGAUGAGAUAAAUUCCAGAAUGUUGGUUACUCGUGUGAAUUCUGUAAUAAUGAAAAAGAAACCAUUUUUCACUUAUUCUUUCAUUGCAUUGACACAAAGAUGUUUUGGGUCGAUUAUGACAUUUUUAUUAAAAGGAAAUUUAAUAUAGUUAACUUGAUAAAACUGGGUGGGGCUGAUAUAAUUCUAUAUGUUAAUGAAUGUGGGAUAGAAAAAGGAUAAAGCAUAUCAUUCAAUUGCUAGUUUUAACGGGGAACUUUCAUAUACAUUCAUGUACAUAAAUGGGGAAGUUUCAUAUUUUGUAUAAAUGUAAAAAUAAAAAAGAUUCCCGGGCUCAUAAUAUUAUCUGCAAAUUCAAAAUUGAUAGAUAAAUGGCACCUUAUCCUUUUUGUUUGUUAUAUAAUACUCUGGCAAUUUUAUUUUAUUUGUUUAUUUUUUCUGUAUCUUAGUAUUAUUUGAAUAACUGAACCAUUUGUACUUGAGAUGGAAGUUAAUGCAAUGUUGACUAUGUAAUAUUUUCUCUUUAUUUUAUAUUUGUUAAUAUGCAAUAAUAAUAAUAAUAAAAAGUCAUACUACAGACAAACACUGAUUAGUACGUACUGUUUCAAUGGCCGUGUAGUAGGUACUGCAGUAACUGUCACAGUACAUGAUUUCGGAUGGUCAGAGACUUUCUGUCUGUACCUGGUUGAAACUGGUUUUGUGCAGUGGUGGAAGUGUUCAGAAAGGAACAAAGAGUAAUAAAAAGUGAUAAUAAAGGUGCAGAGAGGGAAGAGUGUUCACAGUAAACUUAACAGUAGGCAAAACCAUAAAAUCCAUGAUUGUUAUAAAUGUACAAUACUGGCUUUCCAUAGCCUAAUACAGGGGAAUCACAAAGUUUUAAUGUUUAAAAGCUAAUUGAACUUAAUAUGGGGAAAUUUGAGCAGUUCUUUGACACAUUUCCCCUCAGUCCAGUAGGUGGCAGUAGAACACCUUUCAGCUGUGAAACCACCUCAAAUCGAAGAAGACGAGCAGGU
Molecule: messenger RNA, 6679 nt
Organism: Ictalurus furcatus (blue catfish)
Lineage: Eukaryota; Metazoa; Chordata; Actinopteri; Siluriformes; Ictaluridae
Product: zinc finger protein 850-like
Exons: 11
Coding region: 903-5579 (1558 amino acids)
Biological process (GO): regulation of transcription by RNA polymerase II
Molecular function (GO): RNA polymerase II cis-regulatory region sequence-specific DNA binding; DNA-binding transcription factor activity, RNA polymerase II-specific
Source: RefSeq, a predicted model, not a curated record